CUAACAUACUCCACACAGCUACAGCAGAGACGGAGUGCUUGAGGUGUCAGGGCGUCCAGCAGUGUUACAAGCCAUGUCGACUACGACCGCGCUGGUCCAGCGAGCUGCUUCUACCGUGAAGAACGUCGCGACGACUGCCACGCCGACAUCUUCGUCUCGAGACCUCGCUAGAUCGGACGACACCACGAGCAAGCCGACAUUGUCGUCGUCGCUAGCGACAGCGACAUCGGUCCUCCCAGCGCUCAACCUCACUCCACUCAAGAGCAUCACCACACCACAGAAGCCGAGCACACCACAGCAGCAACCCACGCCUGCAGCCCCAACUCCUGGGCAAUGGCAACAUCCGCGCAUGCAGGAAAUCAUCCGCCGACAGAAUGCGACAAGGUUCGAUAGCAGCAAUCUCCGUGUCAUUGGCAUGAACGCAGCUUUCCUCGUUGCAAGCGUGCUUGUACCGCUCUUCGGCGCCAAAACCCUGCCGAGCUCUUGGAUUCGCGCAAUCGAGCCUUAUGCAUUAUACGCGCUGAAUCUUCUCCGCGCUUUCUUCAUCCUCAACGUCUCCUUAGCCGUGCUACCAGCCUUCCGGCAGUUGGACAGCUGCGAAGACGUCCCACUCACACCCUCCCAACGUCGGCUUCUCGGUCUGCCACCUAUGUCGAGACCAGCCACACCGCAAGAACAGCAGCAAUAUGCCACGCCGCCGCGCUACUCCCGCUCAGCAACUCCGCAGAGCGCGACCACCAGUCUGCGCGGUAACGCCUCCGACUCACCACUCGGCGGACGAGGUAGUCCGUUUGAUAGCUCGCAGCUCCGACAAGGUGUCUCUGGGUCACCUCGGCCAUCACCUUUAGGGUCGAGUCUGCGGAGUGGAGAGCGUGAUGAGAGUCGGCGUCUUAGCUAUAACCGCAGCUCACCUCUAAGCACGCCGGAGUUUGACGCCGUAGGCAACGUCAGCACGCCAACGAAGAACAGUAAAGCAAGUGUGCCGCUCAAUAGCAAGUGGCUGUACGACAAGGGCAGGGCAAGCUCACGAGCAAGCCUGAACGGGCUUGGUGCCUUUGGCGGUAGCGGAAGCAUUUUCACUUAAGCUCCAUUCACUACGUCAGCAAUUGAAGACAUGUUCAAGCGUGGCGUUGGAGGCAGUCCGUCCGCAUGUGCAGCGGCGGCGUGUUGCAGUGCACUUUGGUUGCAGCGUUCAUCGUACUGAUGCAAGACUAGGCAGUUGACAGAAGCAAACCACCUAACAGUCACUACUUAGCUUUCUUUGGCGACUGGAAAGCUUCAGUCCCUCUUUGAUUUCAUUGCAUGAUCGUGCUUGCUACUGAUGCACCAUUGCUAAGCCACCGCUGGCCCGAUUCAUGUCUCUCCUAGCAGCAA
This is a messenger RNA of Baudoinia panamericana UAMH 10762, 1374 nucleotides long. RefSeq lists its product as uncharacterized. The transcript has a single exon. NCBI's taxonomy places the organism in Eukaryota, Fungi, Ascomycota, Dothideomycetes, Mycosphaerellales, Teratosphaeriaceae. The coding region runs from base 74 to 1084 and encodes 336 amino acids. Gene Ontology annotation, cellular component: nuclear pore transmembrane ring; nuclear outer membrane. Gene Ontology annotation, biological process: protein import into nucleus; spindle pole body duplication. The record is from RefSeq and is a predicted model, not a curated record.